Messenger RNA from Saccharomyces paradoxus, 174 nucleotides. RefSeq lists its product as uncharacterized. Bases 1 to 174 code for a protein of 57 amino acids. The record is from RefSeq and is a predicted model, not a curated record. The transcript has 2 exons. Lineage: Eukaryota; Fungi; Ascomycota; Saccharomycetes; Saccharomycetales; Saccharomycetaceae.
AUGAAUCAAACAGGAAGAACCGUUGGCGGUUCUCAAAAUGGCGUGAAUGCAGUGGUUAACCCCUUCAGAGUUUCGUCUUCGAACGAUAGGGUACCAAGCAGAGAUGAAACUCCCAGAAAUUUUAGCCUUUUUUCUCUUUCCAAUAUUGAUUGGGAUAAUCCACGAUUAUUGUAG